AUGCCAGCUUUCGGGUCAAAAACAUUUCGACGAUCUACCACAGCAUCGUCAACACUUGGGGAACGCUUGGGAACGAUAUACAGAGCUAAACUGCCCAGACACCCUUUCCUCCUCUUCGGCCUGCCCUUCAUUGCCGUCAUCGUCGCCGCAUCUUUUGUGCUCACCCCGGCCACCGCCCUCCGGUAUGAACGCCACGACCGCAAAGUGCGGCAGCUCGAUCAGGAGGAGGCUAUUGCGCUCGGCUUGAAGGGCGAGAACGGGGAGGAGUCAAUCAAUAGGAACCCGCGAAGACGUAUUGUUGGUAGCGACAGGGAGGAAUACUACAAACUGAUGGCGAAGGAUCUUGAUGACUGGGAACAAACAAGAGUGAAGCGCUUCAAGGGAGAACCAGACGGGCGAUUCGAUUGA
Molecule: messenger RNA, 408 nt
Organism: Talaromyces amestolkiae
Lineage: Eukaryota; Fungi; Ascomycota; Eurotiomycetes; Eurotiales; Trichocomaceae
Exons: 2
Coding region: 1-408 (135 amino acids)
Biological process (GO): mitochondrial respiratory chain complex IV assembly
Cellular component (GO): mitochondrial inner membrane
Source: RefSeq, a predicted model, not a curated record